This is a messenger RNA of Anopheles darlingi, 3471 nucleotides long. RefSeq lists its product as uncharacterized. The transcript is spliced from 2 exons. The record is from RefSeq and is a predicted model, not a curated record. The coding region runs from base 1025 to 2104 and encodes 359 amino acids. NCBI's taxonomy places the organism in Eukaryota, Metazoa, Arthropoda, Insecta, Diptera, Culicidae.
AAUAAUGCUCUUACUUUUUGGCUCGUCACUGUAUUUUCAAAUUUGCCGUUUAGCUACAGCGGUUGAAUACUCACUUUUGACAAACGCCUUCUCUCUCUUUCUAUCUCGCUCCGUCUCUCUCCCUCCCUUGCACUUGUUCCUAACGAACCGUAACAGAUUUUACGUUGAUUUUCUCGCGUUCAAAAGCAAUUUUCACUUAGUUUUCGCUGUAAACUGUUUAAAUUCCAGAUGAAAUAGCUUCCUUUGCGUUGUACUUUAAUAGUUCCGUUGCGGAAACUCCGGUAAAAGCCCAAUAGAAUCCCGAAAAUCGACGGCUUGGGAACGGUGGGGCUCGUAAUCCGGUGCGCGUUUUCAACCUUCACCUUUCUCGCUGCUGCAGUGAAAUGAUUUUUAUGUGCAUCAAAAACAGCAGCAGCAGCAGCAGCAGGAGGACCUGAAAAGCGCAGGAGUGUAGAAAAGCGUCCGGCGGAAAAGCCGUGUCGUCCUCCGUGUCGCACCCCUUGCGUUCGCUUUUUUUUUCGGUUCCACUCCACGCUACGGUCCGUGAUUUUCUUUGAUUAAUUUCAAUUAAAUCUUCGUCUCCGUCCGCUGGCCACCGUUUUGUCGGUUGAGGACGCUCUCGUUUUCGUGGUGUACCGUGAAAAGGAAAGCAGAACUCCGCGCACUCGCCUGACGAAUCGUGAUUUUCCAGCCAGCAGCACCGUAGCAUCAUCAAUCUUGUGGCACACUUUGAUCGAUUUGUUGGUUUGUUGCUUUCGUUUCUCGAUUGUGUGCACCCUACUUUCUCCCCCGACCACCGCGGGCUUCUGGAUGAUAUCGUGAAACGCAUCUACUACCACCAACCGUUUGUGUGCGUGCCUCCCCUGCUGCGUGACCCUCUGACACGGAUUUGGCCCGAUGCAUGCGAAGAUCUCCCGACAACAGCAGCCGAUAACAGCGACGACGGAAUCGUGUGCCAGCAGCAACGACGUGUGAGCGUUUUCCACCAGUGUCCAUCGCACAAGUCCAGCAUCAACAAACAACGAUGAUGAAACUGGACUCUGUAAGCAGCAACCACGGUUCGAACGGGUCGGGAUCCUGCCACAAGCACGAUCUGAAUGUGCUGGUAAAGAACAUCGUGAAGAUCCUGCUGACCACCUCGAAGUACUUUCACUGCCCAUUCUGUGCCGAUGAGUAUCUGUUCGAGUUCACGCUGAAACAUCAUCUGCUGAAGCAACAUGAGCGGGACCUCGAGCGGAUCGUCAAAUCGCCCGAUGCCAGCAUCCGGUUCUGUGAGAGCAACAUCUGCCCGUACUGUGGCGCCCUGUUCUACUACAUCGCGGCCCUGCCCAAGCACAUCAUGAACAGCCACAGCCGAGAAUGUCUGUUAAAGUGGCAAGCGAUCGAGAAGGAGAAUAGCUUGGCGCGGAAGCUGGCCUCCGAGCCGAGCAUUCGUUGCGUUCCCUGUUCGCCCGGACUGAGUGAGCUGUUCGAUGAGCUCAAUACUAGCGGAGAUAGCCAACGCGGCGGUGCACGCACGGGUAACGUAAUGCAGCUGACCAAACCAUCGCCUCUGCUGAAGACGGCACUGCGGAACGUGAAUCGCAUUACCAGUGGUGGCCAGGCUGCAUUGGGUAAUGGUAACGGUUCACAGCACAGUCUGAUUGACGCGACAGCCGCACCACAUACCGCGGUGACGGCAUGGUCAAGUUUUGGAUUCGAUAGUUCAUUGCCCCGACGAGCUCACCAAACGUCCGCUCGGCGCGAGCUUCAUUUCGGUGAUCCGCAUCCACACCAUCAACCGGCAACGAUGAGUGCUCCGGGCACGACCGGUCCACUGAUCAUGCGGCAACCCGAUUUCUGCGCCAGUGGAGCAUCCUCGCCUUGCAAUGAGUCUGUUAGUUCCGUCCGGAAAGCCAAAUUUCAGCGAAAACGGUUCAAUCUGCGUUCGAUCAAACCGAAGCUCAACUUCCGCAAGUACGUGAUGUCCAAGUUCUCGAAGAAGUACCACUGCAAGAUCGUCACAAGCACACCGAACAAUCUGCUCGAUGAUCCGAGUAGCCGGGACUCGGUGCGGUUCCUGGCCCACAAUCAGGAGCGCUGGAACCGGAUUCACUUCGAAUGACGGCGGUACGGGUCGCCGUUCGCCUGUGUCGUGGAGUAUCUGUGCGGAUUGCUGUUUUGUUGCGUUUAAAGCCCGGACUGCCACGGUCCACCGAUGCGCGGAUCGGUUGGUUUAAGAAUGUUUUCUUUUAUCUUACACGUAUGUAGUGUAACUCCUUUAUUGGUAGUAGAGCAGAGGAAUAAGGUGGACGCUGGAGAGGCGGUUAGUACGAUACACACACACAUGAUGGCUGUGCAACUUGCCCUCGGUUAAUCGGAUCCAAAGUGGGUCACAGAUCGCGUGGGAAGAAGUAUCUGAUCUAACCGUGAAAUCAUUCGUGGUGAUGGAAGAUGAUCAUUAAUUUAUUACUAUUAUCGCUCUUCCGAUGAUCUUAAGGGCGAUCGCUCGAUCACGCUUAUUACGCCACAGCAAUGGCCUAUCGUUAAGCCUUAACGCUGCCAAUGCGUUGGCUUAGCGACGUUAUUAAUCUAAAACCAUACAACACCAAUCUAGAUUAGAUAUCGUUGUAAUCUUUAAGAACAUUACAACAUUACAGACGUCACUCGCACGCGCUGGACCAAUCGUCAAAAUGGCCUUUCGAAUGCUUCGGUCAAUUGUGUGGUGGUAGAGGAGCAGUUUAUCUAAAACAGAAACAAGUUACAAUAGCGAGCUAGUAGCGUUGACAGCAGUAGUACGAGAGAUAACGCAUUUUUUCCACUCGUUAAUUUAUGAACUAAUCGUUAAUAUUGCAGAAUAGCAUUAGAGCCCCGGAUGACGUACUCCGCGGCAGAUAAUACAGCAAAUAGUUGGUAGUGAAUUUAAAACACGAAUCUCUCGUUCGCGCCUUCCAAAAAUCCAUUACUUACGAUAAUAUCGAUUCGAUGAAAACGAAACACCAAACACGUGAAACCAACAAAUCAAUUUUAAACCUUAAUACCGCAAUCUCGCGAUACCCUUUAGUACAUAAGUGCAACUGCCGCCCUUACUUGCCUCUACAGUAUAUAUGUAAGCGUUACUAAGCGACGGCAACGCGAUAGAGAAAGGUUGUUCCCUGGAUUCGCCCCUGAAGGAUGAUGUCGGGACGAAAACUUUAAUCAAAAACAAUUGGCCCUAUUCUACAACGCUCUAUUUGUCGCUCUCUCUUUCUCUAGCCUUAUAAAUCAAACCCUAAAGUACACUUUUUAACCUACGCAAAGCAACCGAUUAUUCGCCGGAUAUAGCGUGAUUGCAAUGGACAGCGUAUGAGGAACUAUCGAUAUAGCGAUCGAUGACUUCUGCCCUAUUUAACGCGCCAUUUUUACACCAGGAACACCAACGCCCGACGGAAAAAUAAUGCGAAUAUUUAUAUCCUCAUCGCGUGAUGCAUUACAUUCCUUGUUCCGGGGAAG